GUGCGCGGCGAGCUCUGUAUUCCCGCCCUGCCGAUCUAGGAUUCCGGCCCCCGGCCCAGGAGGCCCCUCGCAUCGGGAACCAUGACCGCCAGGAACACGUGGUGGUCGGUGCUCCUCGUGUUCAUCGCGGCGACACACCUGAGCGGCACCUCGGCGAGAUACCAUCACAUCAAAUUGAGGCAUGGCAGGCACAGGCGACAGCACGGGGAGAGUUACUUACCCGGGAGCUUCGUCCUGGACGUGGACGAGCCCGAGAGAGGAUCCUGGAGCCCGUGGUCCACGCCCAGCUCAUGCUCCAGGUCCUGCGGGGGAGGUGUGGCACACCAGACCAGGAGCUGUCUCGACGUCGACGAGAACGGGAUGGAGAGAUGUUCGGGAGCGAGCAAGAGGUUCUUCUCCUGCAACAUCCAAGACUGCCCUGGAGAACCGAAGGACUUCAGGGCCGAACAAUGCACGGAGUUCAACAACGUCCCCUUCGAGGACGUCUAUUACGACUGGAUACCUUACACCGGUGGCCCUAACAAAUGCGAGUUGAACUGCAUGCCGCGAGGCGAGCGUUUCUUCUACAGACACAAACUGAGCGUCGUCGACGGGACGCCCUGCGACGUCGAGAAGAACGACGUCUGCGUCGAGGGAAGAUGCAUGCCCGUAGGUUGCGACAAGAUGCUGGGUAGCGACGCCAAGGAAGACGCUUGCAGAGAUUGUGGAGGUGACGGUUCCGACUGUAACACCGUCAGUGGUCUCUUCGACACGGAUGAUCUGCAAGUUGGGUAUAUCGACAUCCUUCUCAUCCCCGAAGGAGCAACCAACAUCGUGAUCAAAGAGGUCCGGCCGUCCAACAAUUACCUCGCGAUUCGAAACACGACCGGGCAUUAUUAUCUGAACGGCAACUGGAGGAUAGACUUCCCCCGCAGUCUGCGAUUCGCAGGGACGAUAUUUCACUAUUCUAGGGAUCCUCAGGGUUUCGCAGCUCCAGAUACCAUAGCCGCCCUGGGACCGACCAGCGAAGCGAUCUACGUCGUGUUGCUGUACCAAGACAAGAACGUCGGCGUGCACUACGAGUACAGCAUUCCGAAGAAGUUCUCGCAGCAAUCGGACCCCGACAGUUACACUUGGAUAGCCGACGAAUUCUCCUCUUGCAGCGCGAGUUGCGGCGGAGGCUAUAAAUCGAGGAGAGUCGCUUGCGUACGCCGACGUGACAACGAGCGAGUGGACGAGAACCUCUGUGACCCCCAGCUGGAACCAGCCGACACCCAGCUGUGUGGUGACGAACCAUGUCCUCCAGAGUGGGUGGAGGGUCCUUGGGGUCCUUGCAGUGAACCUUGCGGCGAAGGUGGUGUACAGUCGAGGGAGAUUAAAUGCGAGCAAGUCGUCGCAGGAGGAAUUCCCUCGGUGGUCGACGAUUCCCAGUGUCUUGAGAAAUUGGGUCCCAAAGCCUCCACCACGCAGGCAUGCAACAAGGACGUGGAGUGCCCGAAAUGGCACCUGGGACCUUGGAAACCGUGCGAUCGUCUGUGCGGAAUAGGCAAGCAGGUUAGGAAGGUAACUUGUUACAAAAAGGACGAUGGGAAGAUCGAGGUUUUGGCCGAUGAAGUUUGCCAGGGUGAAGUUCCAGAAAAAGAAAAGCCCUGCGAGCUGAGACCUUGCGCCGGACUGGACUGGGUCGUCUCUGAUUGGAGUGGCUGCGACGACAAAUGUGGCCUAAGUCAAGAGACAAGAACCGCUCAUUGCGCCACGAAGGAUGGAGACGUUUAUCCGGAUGAAAAGUGCAAUUCUGAAAAGAAGCCCGAAUUGACCAGGAAAUGCGAAAAUGUGCAGAACUGCGAAUUUCAGUGGUACGCUACUCAGUGGAGCGAGUGUUCGGCAAAGUGUGGCUCGGGUGUCCAGACUAGGAAGGUCUUCUGCGGUACUUUCGAGGACGAGGAAACUCUGAAGAAGGCACCCGAUGAUAAAUGCGACCUGGAGAAAAAAUACGAGGACAAGAAGAACUGCACCGCCGAGAUCGAACAGUGCAAAGGAGAAUGGUUCGUCGGUCCUUGGAGCAAGUGCUCCAAGCCAUGCGGAGGCGGCGACAUGUCGAGAAAGGUAGUUUGUUUGAAAGACAACCAAACUGUUUCGCCGGACAAUUGCGACGUAGACACGAUCAUGUUCAGCGAGGAAAGCUGCAACGAUCAUCCUUGCGGAGAAGACGAAAUGCUGCCCGUGGAACCGUCGAAGACUACAGUUCUGCCUAUCGAGGAGGAGGAAUGCGAAGAGUACGAAGACGAGGAUUUCGUGACAUUCGAUCCCAGCUUAGGGGGUGAAACUAAAUCUAAAAAAGCGGACGAAGGAAUGACGGAGGCUUCGCCGUUGAGUUCGCCGUUUGGUAUGGAGCUUUCUGAAGGGACCAGUCUGGACGACAUCAUGAUGAGCGACUCGACGUACAUUCGCGGAGACAUAAGUCUUUUCACGGACGCCGGCAGCGGCAGUGGUACCGGAAGUGACGAUUUCACUCUGUUCAGUUCAUUUUACACUGACUCCUCGAUAUCGGACAAGGAUCAGUCCGUGGAAGGUAGUGGAUCAUCCGAAGAGUCGACUACCAGUUUCAUUACCGUGGUGACCGAAGGUUCCACCGACGUUUCCGUGACCACGGAGUCUGGUUCCACCGACGAAUCGAGUCAAUCGGGGUCCACCGAUACGUCAGAAUCGUCAGAAUCAACAAUGUCGUCAGAAUCGUCAGAAUCGACAAUGUCGUCAGAAUCGUCAGAAUCAACAAUGUCGUCAGAAUCGUCAGAAUCUUCAGAGACCGCCGAGAGUACGGAGUCAUCAACGACCGAAGCCACUGAAGUCAGCGAAACGGAAGUGUCUGGAUCGGAUGCCACCACCGAAUCGGGUACAACGGAAUUAUCAACCAGCGAAUCGGCAACGACGCAAGGAUCGACCGAGUCGACGGGAUCCGAGGACACUCAGGAGACGUCCACUUCCGAUUAUUCCACUGCAUCCACUUUGGACGUAACCGCUACCACAGGUUCCGAAGAUACUACAGUGUCUUCUGAAACAGAGUCCACGGAAUCUACCGUCACGGAGACCUCCGAAUCCACGGAGUCGACCGUCACGGAAACCACAGACUCCACGGAAUCGACAGUGACGGAGUCCACCGAAUCCACACCAACGACUUCCUCCACCGAGUCUGAAAGCACUUCUACGGAAGAAGAGACCACGGGAUCAAGCUCGACGGAAGAGUCCGCUUCAACUUUCGAGUCAACCACUGAAUUGCCGACCUCUCAAUCUUCAGAAUCAACCGAAUCGUCCACUUCGGCUACCUCGGAAAGUGACUUCACGGAGACUAGCACGUUCGCCUCCACGACGGAAGUAACUAGUGAAAGUAGCGAAACCACCGAAACCAGCGAAACCAGAAAAACCAGCGAAACCAGCGAAACCAGCGAAACCAGCGAAACCAGCGAAACCAGCGAAACCAGCGAAACCAGCAAGUUGUCCACCACUGAAACGGAAGUAACCCAGUCGACAGGAUCAUCGGUGACCGAGAGCACCGAGGAGACUUCCGAGACCUCUACGAUCUCUGGAACCACAGGAACUUCCGAAAGUCCAAAGACUUCCGAAACUUCGUCAACUGUGUCCGGUGAAACCUCGGAGUCGGAACCAUCCACCUUGUCGGGAGAGACGACCGAAUCCGGUGUAUCAACGGUGUCGGCUGGAAGCACGGAGUCUGGAGCAACGACGGAAUCCACCGAGUACGAGGCGACUUCGGAAUCAGGUACGACGGAGUCUGGUGAAACGACCGUGACCGAGAGUGAGAUGACGACCGAAACUGGGGAGACAGGUUUGACAACGGAAAGCGGUGUUACCGAUCAGACAACAGAGACGGAAGAGGUAGAUCUCACCGGCAAGACGCAUAUCAGCGAAUUGUGGACGACGAUCAGCCCCGUGGAGGACGCUAUCACGAAGGAGCACAAGCUGAGGAAGUGCAAACUCAGGAAGAAGAAGGAGACUUGCAAGACCGCUCCGUUUGGUUGUUGCUACGACGGAGUGACUGCAGCCGAGGGUCCAUUCGGGAAAGGGUGCCCCACUCCUCUCACCUGCAACGAGACCAAAUACGGAUGCUGUCCCGACGAGGUGUCUCCCGCAAUCGGACCCGACAACGAAGGUUGCCCAGAUUCGCAUUGCAAGGAGACUCUCUUUGGUUGUUGUCCGGAUGGCGUCACUCCUGCAGAGGGUAACGAUUUCGAAGGCUGCGUCAAGCCUUGCAACCAGACGGAAUUUGGAUGCUGCCUGGACGAGGAGACGCCAGCGAGCGGAGCCAACAAUUUGGGCUGCUGCAACGUGACCAAGUUCGGCUGUUGCGAAGACAACCUAAGACCGGCUUCUGGACCAAACUUUGAAGGUUGCGAGGAGCCGGAAGUUACCUCCACGGAGCCGGUCACGGAUCUCGAAGAAAGCACCACUCCUGUGGAACCGGAAGAGGACUGCGCCAACUCCACCUACGGCUGCUGCCCCGAUGGCGUCAAGCCCGCUUCCGGUACGAACUUUGAAGGCUGUGGGGUCAUUAACUUCGAGAACUGCACCGCCUCCUACUUCGGCUGCUGUCCCGAUGGAGUAUCCCCAGCACUGGGAGGCAAUUACCACGGUUGUCAUCUGCCUUGCGAGAACACCACAUAUGGGUGUUGCGAGGAUGGUUCGACUCCCGCCCAUGGACCAAAUAUGGAGGGCUGCUGUUUGUCCACUCCCUUCAAGUGCUGUCCAGACAACAUUUUACCGGCCAGAGGUCCAGAUCUUUAUGGCUGUGGAUGCCAAUAUUCCAGAUUCGGUUGUUGUCCCGACAACUCUACAGCCGCAAGAGGACCUAACAACGAGGGUUGCGGUUGCCAGUACACGACUCAUGGAUGUUGUCCCAAUCGGUUCACCCCGGCUACUGGACCCAACUUCGAAGGAUGUCCUUGCUACACAUAUCAAUUCGGCUGUUGUCCGGAUGGCGUGAACAUAGCUAAAGGACCUCACAGUCAAGGCUGCGGAUGCGAAAAUACGAAGUUCAACUGCUGCUCCGAUGGCAGGACACCCGCCAAAGGACCGAACUUUGCUGGAUGCGCUUGCGAUGCCUCGAAAUAUGGAUGCUGUUUUGACGGAGUGGAAGAGGCCCAAGGGGAAAACUUUGAAGGCUGCUUGACCGUACCCACGACUCCUGGAGCAGCUUGCUCCUUGGAGAGGGACCGAGGUCCUUGCAGAGAUUUUACCGUCAAGUGGUUCUUUGACACUGAAUAUGGCGGGUGCUCGAGGUUUUGGUAUGGUGGCUGUGAUGGCAACGACAAUCGCUUUAAGACGCAGGAGGAGUGCAAGGAAAUCUGCGUUGAGCCUAAAGGACGAGACGCCUGCGUCCUGCCCAAAAUCACUGGUCCUUGCGAAGGGUACUACCCAACCUGGUACUACGACGCUGGAAGGCAACAAUGUGGUCAGUUUGUCUAUGGAGGGUGUCUUGGUAAUGCCAACAAGUUCAAAACUCGGGAGGAGUGCGAGGAACUUUGCGUGGUCCCUGACGAUGUCGACCCGUGCGAUCAGGGCAAGGAAGAAGGCCCUUGCCAGGGCAACUUCACCAGGUGGCACUUCAACAAGGAAUCGCAGCGCUGUGAGAUUUUCAGGUACGGAGGGUGUAAAGGAAACAACAAUAACUUCCCCACGGAAGUGGCGUGUCACCAGCAGUGUCUGCAGCCUGGUCGCAGCCGAGAUUCUUGCUCGCUGCCACGUUUCGAGGGUAACUGCACGGAGAAGCACUCUCGUUGGUACUUUGACCAGUCGGAAAAUCGGUGCAUGCCCUUCUAUUACACCGGAUGUGGUGGAAAUAAAAAUAACUUUGAGUCUAGAGAUGCAUGCGAGACCGACUGUCCACCCAAAAUCGAGCAAGAUAUCUGCCUGCUUCCUGCUCUCUUGGGUGAGUGCCACAAUUACACCCAGAGGUGGUACUAUGACUCGUACGAACAGCGGUGUAGACAAUUCUACUAUGGAGGCUGCGGUGGAAACGAGAACAACUUUAGGACCGACCAGGAGUGCAUCUCGAGAUGCGAGGCCAAAACUAGCACGUCUGCUCCUGCCGUCGUCGAAUUCAAAACCGAGUUUUGCUUUCUGCCCGACGAUCACGGACCGUGUGCUGAUGAGUCCGUCAGGUGGUUCUAUGACAGCAGGGAAGGAAUCUGCAAACAAUUCACCUAUGGUGGUUGUCAGACCAAUGGGAACAUGUUCGGCACCCGCGAGGAGUGCGAGUAUCGUUGUGGAGAUGUGCAAGAUCCGUGCACCCUGCCGAAGGUGGUCGGGCCAUGCAACGGAUUCGUUCAACAGUAUUUCUACGACAGGCGCUCGGACUCUUGUUACGAGUUCGACUACAGCGGCUGCCAGGGCAACAAGAAUCGCUUCCAGGACAAGCUCUCCUGCGAGAGCAAAUGCAAACAAGUUCCUGACGUUCCGUCCGAGGUUAAGGCUCAGCAGCAGAGUACACAGGCACCGCAUCCAAUCACUGAAAUCGUCCCAGCUAGUCCUCUCUGCUUGGCACCGGUUGAUGCUGGACCUUGCAAUGGAGAAGUCACGGCCUAUUACUACGACCCUCAGUCUAAGUCUUGUCAAGCUUUCAUCUAUGGUGGGUGCGAAGGCAACGCCAACAGGUUCCAGACCGAGGAGCAGUGCGAGAGACUCUGCGGUCGCUUCCAAGGCCAAGAUGUCUGCAACCUUCCCGUCGACACCGGACCGUGUCGAGGAGCUUUCCCCAAGGUCUAUUACGAUUCUGGCAGCCGGGGAUGUCGUGAGUUUACUUACGGUGGUUGUGAUGGGAACGCCAACAGGUUCAGCACCGUUCCGGAAUGCGAGUCGGUCUGCAUUCACCACGAAGAACCUGCUCCUACUGGAAACGACACCUCGCUUUCUCAUCUGGCGAUCUGCAAAGAACCCGUGGACAUCGGUUCUUGCAGCACAGGGACUUACAAGCGAUUCUACUUCGACGACGAACGCCAGACUUGCAUGGCGUUCGUUUACACGGGUUGCGGUGGAAAUCGUAACAGAUUCAAGACUUUCGAGUCUUGCAUUAAUACUUGCUUCAGGACGAGCAACGAGAUAGACGUGGACUCGGGACGUGACAAGAAGGAUCCUUGUGCGGAGGCUCGCGAAGAGUGCAACAUUAUUCGCUGUCCUUACGGGAAGGAAGCUUUUGUCGAUAGCCAAGAUUGCGAACGCUGCCGUUGUGUGGAUCCCUGCAGGACUCAGACUUGUCCGGAGGGAACCAAAUGUGCCAUCACAUUGGUGGCGAGCAGAGAUGGCACCGAGUACAAGGGAGUCUGCAGAUCGACUACUAAGCCAGGAAGGUGUCCAAACGUGUCGAACAGCACGCGCUGCGAGCAGGAAUGUCAGUCCGAUGCAGAUUGCACCGGAGAGUGGAAAUGCUGCAAGAUCGGGUGUGGUGCCUCUUGCUUGGAACCGGCACCCGAGGAACCACUUCCCACGCUUCCUCCGAUUCAGAAUGCCUCAAUUCCUCAGUAUGGAGCAGAACCAGCCUCCAUCGUACAGCCAGAAGAACCGAACGUCAGUGCCGAGGAAGGCGGAUUCGUCACUAUGACGUGUGUAGCUCGUGGCAACCCGAGACCAACUAUUUCCUGGAGGAAAGAUACCACUUUGAUCGGCGCGGCCGAGAAGAGGCGACGCAUCCUGAACGACGGCUCCUUGCAGAUCAUCAAUCUGUACACCUACGACAGGGGAGUAUAUGUCUGUACUGCUGAUAAUGGUGUCGGAGCACCGGUUAGAACGGAGUACCAGCUCGACGUGACGGAACCUCACGACCAUUCCGCCGCCAUCGUCGGAGAAGCGAACACCUACAUAACGGUGACCAUGAAAUCGCCUACGAUUCUGCAUUGUUACGCCAUGGGCUGGCCAAGGCCUUUUGUCACCUGGUGGAGAGGAGACCGCAUGCUGCCCCUGUCUUCGGAGUCCUACGAGCAGGAUUCCGAUUACACUCUGCUGAUCAGAUCCGUUACCUUGAGCAACCUCGGGGUGUACACCUGCCAAGCUUACAAUGGGAUCGACAGGCCAGCCUCUUGGUCGGUUACCCUGCAAGCUGUCGGACCUGUCCACAAUAUCAAGCCGGAACAGCAGGAGUACGCGAAAUAUCUCGUCCAACCACCCAAAAGACCGGACAGACCACAGUACCCAUAUCGACCCAACAGAACCCAGACUACCGAGUACCAUCAGACCUACGCUCCCAUUUAUCCCACUCAACCCUACAUUCCUGGUGUCGUUCCUCUCACGGAACCACCUUCCGAGGCUACUCGGUACAAAGUUCCGGUCAAGGUAAACGUGUCGGUAUCUCAGAACCAAUUCCCGGAGGGUAGCGACAUCAGCAUCGCCUGCAACGUGGACGGGUAUCCCAUUCCUCGAGUCCUUUGGUACAAGGACGAUGUUCUGAUCAGGUCGAACAAUCGCGUGAAGGUUUCCGAUGCCAAUCGAUUGAUAAUCGCCGAUGCCAACAAGAACGACUCAGGGGUGUAUCGCUGCGAAGCGUCCAAUGAGUACACUUCUGCUUCAGACAGCGCAAAUAUCGUGGUAGCUGGAAUCUUUAUCCAUCCCAAUUGCCAGGACAACUCGUUCUUCGCCAAGUGCGACUUGAUCGUCCUGGCGAAUUACUGCCAGCACAAAUACUAUGCCAAAUUCUGCUGUCGAUCCUGCACAGAGGCGGGCCAGCUGCCAGCAUCGGGGCCUCAUAUCGACACCACCAGAAGGAGGAGAUCGAUCCUUUCUUUCCUUUGAAGUCCUGAGUCGACUUUUCGGUGUCCACGAUGAGCGCAACGUGGAGGGAUUCGUCUUCCCUUCUGGAAGGGGAAUCGCGAAUGGCGAAAAAUGCCCCGAAGAAACUCACUUCAAGAAUAGUCAGUAGUCUGAACGAGGUCCUUUCGGAGCAUCUUUCGAUCCUUCGACCUGCGUUGGAUCGGACAUCGAGGAAAAGUCGAGUUUCCUUCACUGCCAAAGCCUUAGAACGUUUAUACAUAGAUACGGUUGAUUAAAAUGAUCAAGCCGGUCAGGGAUCGCGCGAUGUUUCGAAUGCAUCGACGAUGCAUCUCGCGAUGGAACCGUCCAUGUAUACACGAUCUGAUGCUGAAUCCUAGUCCGAUGGAGCCAUAUCGCUGGGCAAUGGUUGUCUCUCAUGGACGACGUUGUCACCGUUGACAUUGCCUCCGUGCGCAGACAACUGCGCUCCGGGUAACCUCAGAAGGCAUUCGAUGCACCGAUAACUAUAAGGACAGUUAAAAUAGAUAGACGCUGCGUUACAGACGACCCGUCUCAGUUCCGGUCGGUAUAUACAUUUAAUUCUAGAUAUUGCGUGUACAAUAGAUAACGGCUGAUAACGCCUCUUCCUCUAGCAUCUCCAGAAGGAAGUUGAAUGGCGAGUCAACGGCCUUCGGUUUACUCGCUUGUUCUAAUUUAUUAGUAACUCUCGAUCGUCAGCGAGGGCAGUAGGUGGAACCCGAGUCCAAAUUUUAGUCCUAUUGUAAACCUGUGUAUCUUAAGUAAGCUCUAUUUUGGUCCUUUCUUUACUCAUUAGGUCCUACUUUCAUCUUUGUACGUUCUACUUAAUACUGACGACGUCCUACCUUAAGACUACUUGUUGAGGAAAUGGAAAGAUCUGCCACUUUUAAAGUCUGAAGGAGGACCUCGAACUUAUGGAAGUAUGUUGUUUCGAACCCAUUUAAAGCUUACAAUUAGAAGUUUUAAGUAGGAUCAAAAUUUCGACUCGGCAAGCGAGCGGAUCCAACAAACGCUCGACCAGAUUUUUCAAGAACAUCCGGAAUCGUCGACCUCAUUGUCCUCCCUAAUCACGUGGGAAUGAAAACUGCGUCGGUUUCCUUGUAAAGUAUUCAUUAUUGAUAGUUUAUCGAGUACGUAAUAGUCGACGGCGGACUCGCUUCGCCAAAUACGGAGAGUUCGCGCCAGGCUCAAGAGUCGUCUGUGCAUUCGAAACCAGUGCGUUGCAUUUAUACACGUUCCUGAGUAUCAGUUAAUCGUAGAAUCGCGACUACGUACUAACCGCGUUUUGGGAGGAUGCCCUAGUUAAUGUUUAAUUACAGUAGGUUACUUAGGCUACCAUGCGUAACAGUACCAAGAGCAUUUAUACACUUAAAAUACGCACUACACGGUAACGACGGCGAGGACCUCGCAUUUAUCUCGACGGUUUGGUGCUGACUCGUACCCGGGUCCUCGUUCACUUACUUAACUAGUAUUAAGCGCAGUGCCUUACCGAACCUUGGUUCCAAAUACUAGAAGAAGGUACCGGAGAAUGUCGAAGGUCGUAAAGCGUGGUUGAUUCGUGUAAAUAAUCAGCGACCACCGCCAACAAUUAAGCACCGCUUCGUCCGCAGAUCUCGGAUAGUCGCGCUAAUCGCUUAUCAGGACCCACGUUUCGAUCCUCUCUUGGUGACUUUGUCCUUUCAAAGAGUGAAGAACGGUAUGUAUAUGGAAACUAUAAAAAUAGUCCUGACAAAUGGAUGCGUUUCCCAAGAGCAAAGAAAUCGUCGCGUAGCCCGGACGAGGAACGAGUCGUCGUUGAAUUUCUGACCGUCUUCUAUCGUUUGUCUUCAGGACCUUUACCGUGCCAUUCCCAGCAGUCUUCACCUCGGCGUAAUGCAAAAUAUUUUAAGUUACUCGACUUUCCUUGUACAUAGUUUUUAACGAUGAUAAGUUCCUCCGCUCCGACGAUUACUUUGUUGCAAGAGGAUCUAGAACUGUAUCUUGCGUUUAAGGUAAUGCGAAAAUGGCGUCAAAGAGGUCUCGUUUAUGAAACAUUUCUCCGAAUAUGAUAUAUAAUAUAUGAUAUAUGAUAUGA
Molecule: messenger RNA, 10843 nt
Organism: Orussus abietinus
Lineage: Eukaryota; Metazoa; Arthropoda; Insecta; Hymenoptera; Orussidae
Gene: Ppn
Product: papilin
Exons: 39
Coding region: 82-8772 (2896 amino acids)
Biological process (GO): extracellular matrix organization
Cellular component (GO): extracellular region; extracellular matrix
Molecular function (GO): metalloendopeptidase activity; serine-type endopeptidase inhibitor activity
Source: RefSeq, a predicted model, not a curated record